This is a messenger RNA of Musca domestica (house fly), 3218 nucleotides long. RefSeq names its product 5'-nucleotidase domain-containing protein 1 (gene Nt5a). The record is from RefSeq and is a predicted model, not a curated record. The coding region runs from base 844 to 2313 and encodes 489 amino acids. Lineage: Eukaryota; Metazoa; Arthropoda; Insecta; Diptera; Muscidae. Gene Ontology annotation, molecular function: 5'-nucleotidase activity. The transcript has a single exon.
UUACAUUUUUGGGCCUUUUAACAUUAAGGUGACACUAUUUUUUAGUUUUGCUUCUACAUUCAAAAAUAUCUAACAUAUGUGGAGGGUAUAAAAAUACAUUUUUAUUAUUUGAACACUGCAUAAUAUAUUGACGUUUAAAUUAGUAAAAAAUUGUUUAAUUUUUUGCUGUGUCUAUCAACUGUUUUUUAAUCAGAUGCUUGUGUUUAUGUUCUGCCCCGAGCAGGAACACAUUACGAACAACGAAUAUCAAAUUUCAGACAAAUUCGUUAGAAUAUACGAAGCUACCGUUAUGUAGGAGCUAUAGUAAAGCGUAGGUCUACGUACAUAAGCUGGUAAAAAUUAUCAAGCAACAAAUAUCAGGAGGUGUUACAAAAUCUCCUUUCCAGGAUGGAGGGUAUAAAAAGGCUGUUGUAAACGUUGCUUAAUGCAUAGAUUGGCAAAAUAAUGAACAAGAAUUUUAAAAUAAAUUUCCUGAAUCGAAUUUCCUCCUAUAUACAAAAAUACGAUCAAAAUUAACACAAAAACUAUUUUUUUACUCCUAUAUGUGAGUUUAUUGAUUUUUCAAUCAUGACAGAAAAUAAGAUACACAUCUAUGGUUAAUGUAUUGACGUUUAAAUAAGGUUGCCACUGUCUGUCAUUCUGAUUAGAAUGUAGUGCUGCCAAUUUUGUUGUUUAGUGACAUGCAAAUAAUAUCCGAUUAUUUUAAUACGACGUCAUAGAUUUGUUUACAAUCAAUGUUGAAUUUUUGUUUGUUAAAUUAAGAGAGUGAUUAAAAAUACUCUAAUCGCGAAUUGGAAGUUUUAGAAUAGAAAAAUAAUAGAAUAGUUAAGUUUAUUAAAAAAAAUGUUUAGCUCAAGCCUUCGGUUUGUACAAUUUAGUACCAAAGUAGAUUCGUGUUUGUUUACAUUUGUGAAAUUACGUAAUAUUAGAUUGACUACAGCUGCGGGUAGAUUAAGUAGUGUAUGUGACCUCCGACGAAGACAUCACCAGCAUUUAUCCCUGCGCUUCAAUCAUACAAUGUCAAGUUUGCAAGAGUUCCGUAUGGCUGACUAUGACAUCAUAGGCUUCGAUUUGGACGGUACCUUGCUUAGAUAUAAUCUCAGUAAUAUGGUGCCCCUUGUAUACGAGUUGUUGGUGAAAUAUUUAGUGGAGGAACGAAGCUACCCACGUGAAUUAUUGCAAAAACAAUUUAACAGAGAUUUUAUACAAAAAGGCUUAAUAGUUGACACUGAACGGGGUAAUUUAUUAAAAUUAAGUGAGGACGGAAAGAUAUUGAAAGCUGCACAUGGUACACGAUCUCUCCAAGAGUCGGAAAUAGAAGCGGUAUAUGGAAAGGCAAGAAUUUGGAGUAUAGCCAAAGAGUACAUUGACGAUCCGUUAUCGGCGUGGAAUGGUCCUGUUUCGGAAAAACUCAGAAGUUUAUUGGAUUAUUUUGAUAUUGCAGCGUCUUUGGUGUUUGGUCAUGCUGUUGACACUAUUGACGAACUAUCAGAAAAAAAUGAGAACCCUCUAGAAAAGAAUAACUAUGAAAUAUGGCCUGAUUUAUUAUCAGGGCUAAUAAAAAUCUAUACGAGGGAAAAUUUUGCAAACAGAGAAAGUCCUUAUUUUGAAGCUUUAAAAAAUGAACCAGAAAAAUACCUCGUGAAAACAGAUAAUAAAGUGCUUGAUUUGUUGCGUGAACUAAAAUCUUCAGGAAAGGCUUUGUAUUUACUAACUGGCUCAAAUAUUGAUUUUGCCAAUUUAACGGCUUCCUAUGCCUUGGGUGCUGAUUGGAAAAAACUGUUUAAUGUAGUCGUUUCUUUUGGCAAGAAACCAGGAUUCUUUUAUAUGCAACGUCAAUUUUUACAAGUAAAGAAUUUAACAGAAGUAGAGGGCAGCGAGUUGUCGCUGGAAGAUGCGCUUGCCACAAAUGGAUCUUGUUAUAGUCAGGGAAAUUGGCAGCAAUUAAAAACAAGUCUAAGUAAAAAUGUUGUUGGAAAAGAAGAUAACGAAACUCGCUGCCUGUACGUCGGUGAUAAUUUAAUACAAGACGUAUAUACACCAUUUACCAAAGCAUCUAUGGAUACAAUAGCCUUGAGUGAAGAACUGUUAGAAAAUGACAAUAACUAUGAAUAUAAAAAUAUUGUACAUUCCACAAAAUGGGAUUCAUAUUUUAGCAUAAAUGGAGCACCGACUUUGUGGUCAAAAAAUAUGGAAAAAUAUUCUCGAUUGUGUGUUUCUAGCAUGGAUGUUAUAGCUGCCGUACCUGUUACAGAUAAGAUACUAUGCGCAAAUUCUCAAGGUUUCUAUACAACAGUUUGCAAUGAUCUAUAAAAACGAUAAAAUUGACUGCAAAUAAGAUGACUAUGUUAGAAUUAUUAACACACAAUUAGUCAAAGUUGUUUUCGUACAACAAAUAAUAUGUUUGUAUAUAAUAUAAUACAUACAAAAAAUAUUUGUAAGCUAUUUUGUUUAGAUAAAUAACAAUUUUCAUUAAAACUAAUAAAAAAUGAUUCUGUACGUUAACACUAUUUGUUGUUGCAAAUUCGUACAUUUAGCAAAAAUAGUAGUAGUAAAUGUGUCAUUGAUGUACCUUUAAAUAAAUGCUAUAAAGAUUUUACUAAAUAUAAAUUAGCUUGAUGUAAUUUAUUAGCCAAUUUAUUGUCAAAUAUUUUCACUUAAAUGAGUACAAUUAACUAAUUAAUUAACAAUUAAUUUACUAGUUGCUAUUAAAUGUAAAAGAAUUUGAUUCAGAAUAUUCCUCAUACUCCUCUGGGAUUUUUUGUAAACGUGUAUUAAAAAGUACUUUCAAUUGUCCCAGUUUUAACGGUUUUUCUAAUAUUUAAUUAAAUUAUAAUUUAAGAUAAUAUGUAAAAUAAUGUUUACUAAUAGAUAAUUGUGUUACCAAAAAUUAUGUCAAUAAUUUUUUUAUUUUAGAUUCCAAUUACAAAUCAAUAUAGAACAAUCUUGUUAAAAUAUAAUACUUUUCAAAUAGUCUCAAUCGCACUUCAUUCACGGAAUGUAAUAGUUACGUAAAAUAUCAGUAAAUAAAAUUGUAAUAAACAAUCUUAAAUGCAUUUCUUUGUAAAUAUUAUUAUGGAAUAGUUCAUCGUCACACUUGAGUGAAAUAUUUGUUUUGUAUCAGAUAACACGGCAAGUGUUUUUAAUAGAAUAUUUAAAAACAUUUGUCCAAACAGAAUAAACAUAAUAAACAAUAAACUGCUUUUUCAAUUCAAAAA